AUGCGUGUACGCGUUGCAGUCAAUGUACCGACUAUGUCGUUCGGCCUGGCGCUCGGCUGGGUGUCGCUGGUGAGCAGCCAAGAGGGGGGCGAUGGGGGCGAUGGGGGCGAUGGGAGCGAUGGGGGCGCGGGGCUCGUGCUGGCCGCCGCCACCACGUUCGGUGCGUCGCUGCUCGGCGUGCCCCUAAGUGCGCUCGCGCUUCGCCUCGGCAGAAAGUUCGCAGUGAUUGCCACUUCUUUCGCUUUCAUUGUGUGCUGGUCGCUGAAACUGGUGGGGGGCAGGUGGUGCGUGGUGGUGGCGCGCGCGUCGGCCGGCCUGGGCGCGGCUGGGGCCUGGGCCCUGUCACCUCUCUUGGCCAGGGAGAUGUGCAACGCGAGGUGGCGCGGCGCCGCGGCGUCCGCUCUGGUGCCCGCUUACAACCUGGGCAUGCUCCUCAUGUACCUGGCAGCCGACUGGGGCCUCCCACAGGCGAGAGUGGUGAGUUGGUGCCUGGGGCUGUCGGUGGCGCAUUGCUUCCUGUUCAUGCUGAUGCCAGAGUCGCCCGCCUACCUCGCCGCCAGCGGCAAACCGGAAGCGGCAGAGCGCUCCCUGCGCUGGCUGCACGGUUCACCCAAAAGCUCGGCGCCGCUGCGUGAGGGGCUGGCCGCGCUGCCACCGCCAGACCUCGUUGCCGUCUCGCCCUUCGCGCUCGUCAAGCGGAUGCUGGGCGACAGGCGGCGGCUGCGCGCGUUGCUGGUGGGCGGGUUCGCGGUGGUGGGGCAGGAGGCGUGCGGCGUGCUGGCGCUGCUGCAGUACGCGGAGCGCGUGUUCGCCCUGGCGCUCGGCGGCGGCGGCUCGGCCGAGCGCCACGCCGUGCUGCUCGGCGCCGCACAGCUGGCCGCCUCGCUCGGCGCGCUCUACCUGGUCGAGAGGCUCGGCCGCAAGGUGCCCGCCCUCCCCUCCUCCGGGCCACUGUACACUUUUCAC
Iphiclides podalirius (scarce swallowtail) is the source of this 966-nucleotide messenger RNA. The record is from the annotation of a GenBank genome assembly. Lineage: Eukaryota; Metazoa; Arthropoda; Insecta; Lepidoptera; Papilionidae.